AUUAAAUUAUCUCGUAAAUGAGUGAAAAUGCAGAGUGUGAGCUGUGAGGAGAUCGAUGGUGUAGACCUUAUUAUCUUUAGAUUUCAUUUUAGUUUGAUCAGAGAGUGAAUCAAGAUCUCGCUUCUCUCUCUUAUCUUUUCAUAAUUUAAUUUGAAACCACCAGGUUGCACAGUAACCUGAUGGUUAGCACUGUUGCCUCACAGUUAGAAGAUCCCUGGUUUGCGUCCCAACCUGGACCUGGGAUCUUUCUAUGUGGAGUUUGCAUGUUCUCCCUGUGCAUUUGUGGAUUUUCUCCCGGUACUCUGGCUUCCUCCUACAGUUCAAAAACAUGCAGAGGUUAAUUGGUCAUUCUAAAUUGUACAUAGGUGUGAAUGUGAAUGCGCUUGUUAAAAUUUUCCAAGCUUUUUUUUUGUUGUCAUUUUGAUGAUUAUGGCUUAGCUUUCUGAUUGUGAAAAUUAGAAAUCCACUAUCUCAAAUUAUUGGAAUGUUCCCUAAGAUUAAUGUGGUUGUGUGUACAAAUCUGCAUGGUGUUAUACUGUUGAAUAGUGAAAUAUUUAAAUAUUUUGAUACAUAAGUAACAAUUAUAGAUUUUUUUAAAUAGAAAAAUGCUUGAAACUUCCAGGUGUCAUGUUUCUAGUUUUUGAUGUAUCAUUAGAAAAUGUAACAUUAAACAUAAAGUCCAUUUAUCCUAAUGGAAACCUCCUGCAGGUCUCAGCUCUGACCACUAGAGGCCGCUAAAUGCUUACGUGUUGUCGCCAUAGAAACUCAGCGAAAUAGACUCGACUUUGCUUGAUGAAAUGGCCAAACCAGAGUUAGUAGUUAAAAAGUCGGUGGUUAGAGCCUUGUAUGGCGGAGCAACUUCUUUAAAUUUAAGUUCUCAGAGGAUAAAGGACGUUCCCAAAUGUGUUUCCAGGUUAACGAAGCUGUCGGUCCUCCUGUUGAACAACAACUCCAUCAGCCGCCUCCCCGUCGAGCUGCUCUCUCUGCGACAACUGGCUGAACUGAAUUUGGGAAAUAAUGACUUGGAGGAGGUCCCCGCUGUGUUGGGCCAUCUGGAGUCCUUGAAAAAACUCUACCUGUUCAGCAACCAAAUUACUGUAGUGCCACCUGAAGUGAUAGGUGGCUUGGAGAACCUCGUUGUCCUCAAUUUGAACCACAACCUCAUUCAAAGACUCCCACCAGAGAUUAAAAGCUUGACUAAACUUCAACACCUCAGUGUGCUGGACAAUAAUCUGGAGGAAGUUCCAGUUGAGAUUGGUUACCUUGCUUCGUUGUCUGAGAUAAACCUGACCUCCAACAAGCUGUCUCAGCUUCCUCAGCAGCUGUACCAGUGCAAAGAACUGACAAAGCUGUAUGCAGCCAGAAACAAGCUGGCCAGCCUACCAGAGGGAAUCCAGGCACUGGAAAAACUUCAAGUUUUGGAUGUUGCUGGGAACAACUUGACCAUGUUCCCCAUCAAGUUCCACCUGAUGUCCCUGAAGGAACUGUACUGUGAAGGCAACAGGUUUGCACAGUGUGAGCCGAUGCUGUCUGUGCAGGACGCUGAGGUGCUGUCAUUAAAGGAACUAGUUGCCAGAUUUGUUUUGCAGGAGGACAGGAACAGGUUCUCUCUGAUCCACAGGAUGCUUCCUCGCUACCCAUCCCUGGCUGCCCUGCUGGCCUGUGGCAGCUGUUGUGCAGUCUGCCUGGGCCCCUUCCUUACCACCUGGCUGGAAUGUGUGCAUUUUGUAAGACUCAAGAAGGACAUGAAAAUGAAGACUUUGCUGACUGUCCCGGUGCGCGCUCUCGUCUGUUCAUAUAAGUGCUUUAACAGAGAGGGACACUCCUUCUAUGGCGUUGCUACAAGAUAAUACAAAUUCAUUAAAAGGCUGCACAGUGGCGUGGAGGUGAGCACUUAUUGCCUUGCAGCUAGAGGAUCCAUGGUUCGCGCGUCCUGUUUUAAGUUAGUGUAUUGUUUUUAAGUUAUUUUCUUGUUUUUUUUUACUGUGAAACACUUUCGUCACCCUUUGGGCUGUUGUAAAGGGCUACAGAAAUAAACUUUGAUUGAUUGGUUGAUUCACCCAGUAGCCACAAGCCUUUCUUUUUAAUUACAUGCAGGUCCUUUAAGGUUACUGUAUGUAGAGGGAUAUUUGCAUACCAGUACUCAAUCACAACUAGCCUCGCUGCUCCUCCAUUUCCACAUAACCACCCAUGCCAGUAAUAGACUGAUUUGGAUUCAGGGGAGGCUAAUCUAGAGCUCUGAGUCUCAGCCCAAACCCGAUUAGUCUGACUCUUUGGGUUUGAUUCAGGAUAUAAUUCCCUCGGGGUCAAAUUAGGUCAAGUCAUGCCAGAUCUUUCCUUUGUUCACCUUAUUGAAGGGGAAUCCUCUACAGUUAAAAAAAGCAUAGCUUUUACUUCACUGACACAGGUCAUUUUAAAAUCAUUUGCAAAGUAAGUCAAGGCUGAAAUGACAUAUUAUGGUAAAGUGCAGUCCAGGUCAGGUUAAAACUCCAGAUAUCCACACCAGGUCGAGCAGGGCUAUUUCAGUCCAGAGUUUUAAAACUUUAAUGUAUUCCAUUUACUCUUCUACCUUCCCGGCAGGUCCCCCAUAUCUGACAAGACCUGACAGCUUUUGAAGCUAAAAACACUGCAAUACCUCUAUAGGUUAAUACAGUCUCAAGAAGCUGUUUAAACUCAGAACAAAUUCCAACCAAGCUCAUAGUAGCAGCUACUUGGGUGUAUUAACACAGUUGUGUCUGAGACCUGAAUACAUACAUGUCAUGUAUGAUAUUCAGCCUCCAUACAGUAACAAUGACAGCCAUUUCUUCCGCAUUAGCUGAAGGUUCAUAAAUCACAUCGUGGGCUCGGCCUGCAGAAGACGGAUCGGCCAUCUGUAAAUAUUUAUUCAGCAUCUCUAUAAUUAAACAGAGCCAAUGCAUCAUGUCAGGCAUACAUGUCUGAUGAUAGCGGCUCACACACAGUGCUUGAAUAAUACAGUGGGGAACAGCUUGGUCAAACAUUUGUUGGAGAUCCGAGUGAGAGACGGCGAGACAGACAGAGAGAGAGAAAGAGCAAUGAAGUGACGGAGGAUAGAUGAGUCCAACAUCUUAGACUAGUAAAGGGUGGGCUGAUGAAUGCAAGAUGCCAUUUGACAGAGUGAUAGUGGAAAAGAAAUGAACAGAUAAAAUGAUAAACAGGAGAUGUUGCAGAGGAAAAAAAGACCAGCUGAGAAAGAUGAGCAGCGUGAAAAGAUGAAUCCAGCACGUCAGAGGACAGAAAGGCAAAGCUAGACUAAGUGAGGAGGUCCUUUGGAGUAAACAGUUUCAUGAUGGUCUGUCAGAAGCUGUUUGACCUAGUGGCUCCCUAUGAUAGAGUUUCACGUCUCUGUGGAGGAGAUGAAAUACUAAUUUACUUCUCCCUCUGCGUAUUUGGAGGAAAGUGAAAGUUGUAUACCGAUGGGAUCUUCCAUGGUGAUAAAAGUAUGAGAGCUGUGUGUGGGAGACGGGAGAGGAAAAGAUGUUUGACUAAGCCGCGACAUUUGUAAAUCUCAUUAAAAGGAUUCUGAAGCACAAGUGAACUAAGUUUAGCAUUUUAGAGGUGGUUGAGUGGCACAAAAAGUAACAACAGGUAAAUUCUGAGUAGAGUUGGACAAAUAAUAUUGACUGUGUUUCUGAUUUUUGUCUGUAAUUGCAGGUAUAUGAGAGGCUAUGGACCCCUUCUACAAAAAAAAAUGUCACUCUAAAUUUUCCUCUCAGCAUUUUUGCUUAAAUCAAGUUUAGAACAUUAAACAUUUACAACACUGUGAUGAAAAUAGAGUCAAAAUGUAUCUCGGAUGUUCUGCCUUGACACUGUGCUGUAUGUCACAGAGCUGCUGCAAAAACAACUUUUGGCAACUACAAGGAAAAGAGGAGACUCCAAAAAUAUUUUUCAUCUGACUUUUGUUGUUUUGAUCAUCAAGUAAAAUACUAUAUUGUUCAGUUCAAUAUACCUGUGACUAAAUGUUUUGUUCCCUUUGUAGACACUCUGUGAUCUGUAAAGUGUGUGUUCAUGUUUUGUAAAUAGGAUAAUUCCUUUAAUGUGAACAUUUUCAGAAUGUACUUUUUUGCACUUGUUUGUGGUUAUUUAUAGGUUGUUAUGCUGUGAUUUUACUGGUGCGGCCCACUUGAAAUCAGUUUGGGCUGAAUGUGGUAAACAUCACUGCACAUGUUGUCCGAUUUCACAGGAAUGACAAAUAUCACAUGUACUGUACAGUAAUGAGCAGACAAGAUUUUGAUGUAUUGAUAUAUGUUGUUGGUAUGUUUAGAGGGCAAAGCAACUUUAGAACUGUUUAGUUGGAGUUUUGAGCAAAACCAAAAAAAUAUCGAUUAUAAUCAGCUAUAUCACAUGAAAAAUCUUCAUCUGGUUUCCCAUUGAGCUAAGUAGGAAAACACUCAAUCCUUUACUUCAUGGACCCAUCAAGCUGCGAACACCUAACAAUGCUUACUCACUUAGCAGAAACGGAGUGACACAAGCCACGGGAGUCCUUUUACUUGCUUUCUAUUAAAUGCAGCUUUAACAUUCACUUAUCCCUGGUUUUAUUUUACAUCAUCCGGCAUGUUAAAACAAUGUUGACUGUAGAUUUAAAUGCAGAAGUUAUUGGAUUCAAUAUGGACAUCUGGAACAGUGUUUGAAAUUGUUAGAAAUAGAAAAUAGUGGGAAAAUUAGUUUAUUUUGUCGUCAAUCAACAAUACUGUGGUUCUGUGUUCCUUGUUAAUAUACAUUUAAACAGGAAGAUCAAACUGGAUCUGGAAAAACCUGUACAAUAGAUGUCAUUUUUUAGUUUUUUUUUAAGUAUCUAAGUUUUUCAUGAUUUGUCUGUAUUUGUCCCCAUAACAAUAAAUGUCUGCUGCUGCUCCACAUG
Molecule: messenger RNA, 4879 nt
Organism: Acanthochromis polyacanthus (spiny chromis)
Lineage: Eukaryota; Metazoa; Chordata; Actinopteri; Pomacentridae
Gene: lrrc69
Product: leucine rich repeat containing 69
Exons: 9
Coding region: 798-1850 (350 amino acids)
Molecular function (GO): protein binding
Source: RefSeq, a predicted model, not a curated record